UCUCUCUGUGCGCUGCAAAUAGCUGCCUUUGGUCGUUUACACAUUACCUUAUUUGAGCUGCCAAAGGCCAAUUUCCUUUCAAGAGAGUAUUCAGUAUGGAAAAGCUCAACCUUGUUAGAGAUGGAAUGAUCAGAUUGCCUCCUGGUUUUCGUUUCCAACCAACUGAUGAAGAGCUUGUCUUUCAGUACCUUAAACGCAAAAUCCUUUCAUGGCCAUUGCCUGCUUCAGUCAUUCACGAGGUCAAUGUCUGCAAGUAUGAUCCCUGGGAGUUGCCAGGUGAUAUGGAGCAAGAAAGAUACUUCUUCAGCAACAAGGAGACCAAGUAUCCAAAUGGAAAUAGAGUCAAUAGGAGUAGUGCUUCAGGUUAUUGGAAAGCAACUGGCUUAGACAAACAAAUUAUUUCUUCGAGCUGGAAGAAUAACCAUGUUGUGGGGAUGAAGAAGACUCUUGUUUUUUAUAGAGGGAAGGCGACACAUGGGUCUAGAACUGAUUGGGUCAUGCAUGAAUAUCGCCUUGUUAAUGCAGGAGAAGAAACUACAGAUUGCAAUUUUCCACAGACACAGAAUUCAGCCCAGAAUUCUUCUUAUCAACUGGAUAAAUGGGUCGUAUGCCGAGUAUUCCUGAAAAACAAAGGCGGAACAAGAAAUGAGAUAAUUGAAACUUGUACAAAUAACAAUGCUAGGCGAACUCAGCCAAGAUUUUUUGAUUCUAUGGCGAGAGAUGAGGUUGUUUUUUAUUCAGUUUCAUCUUCUUCAUCGUCAUCUUCGAACUCUAGCAGUAUAACUGAUAUCUCUUCAAAUGAAGAAGAUGAUGAGCAAAACAGUAGCCACAAUUUCUUUUGAACAUAUUAUGUCAAGAAUCAUAGGCAUCCAUGUUUUUUUCAUUAUCUUUGUAUCUCCUGUCUUCAGUUUGUUAAAGGUGUUGUAAUACAUUUUUAA
Messenger RNA from Populus nigra (black poplar), 938 nucleotides. Its product is annotated as NAC domain-containing protein 83-like. The record is from RefSeq and is a predicted model, not a curated record. The transcript has 3 exons. NCBI's taxonomy places the organism in Eukaryota, Viridiplantae, Streptophyta, Magnoliopsida, Malpighiales, Salicaceae. The coding region runs from base 96 to 842 and encodes 248 amino acids. Gene Ontology annotation, biological process: regulation of DNA-templated transcription. Gene Ontology annotation, molecular function: DNA binding.